Ficedula albicollis (Collared flycatcher) is the source of this 3570-nucleotide messenger RNA. It is a transcript of the gene PSD2, whose product is annotated as pleckstrin and Sec7 domain containing 2. Lineage: Eukaryota; Metazoa; Chordata; Aves; Passeriformes; Muscicapidae. The transcript has 17 exons. Gene Ontology annotation, molecular function: protein binding; phospholipid binding; guanyl-nucleotide exchange factor activity. Gene Ontology annotation, biological process: regulation of ARF protein signal transduction. Bases 362 to 3001 code for a protein of 879 amino acids. The record is from RefSeq and is a predicted model, not a curated record.
UGCAACCAUCGCCAGCGAGCGAGGCAGAGCAGGGAAAAGGGAGAAGGAAGCCAAUAACAGGGAGGUCUAGGAAGGUGGUGGAGGGGGAGGGACGGGGCCACUCCUCCAUCGGUGGGACUGCAGAUUAUUUUGCAUGGAUUGUUGAAGAGAAAAGGGAGCUGCAUUUGUGAAGGGACCAAAAAAUAAACAGCUCAUUGCUCGGGCAGGGGCCGAGCAGGGACUGGCUGCGAUAGGGGCGGCGAUGCCACACGUGCUGUGACUGCGAGGGAUGCUCACAGAUGCGUGUGGAGAAGAGGUAACCCCGAGGCUGAGCUGAGCGCGGGGAAAGAUCCCGUGAGCGCUGGGGGACAAGGAGCGGACCAUGAGCGACCCCAGCCCCUCUCCCCGUGAGUGCGAGCCGCACUCCCCGGGCUCGCCGGCAUCCCCACCGGCCCGCAGCGAUGGGGACGAGCAGGCUGCGGAGCCUGGCGGCGGCAGAGCCAGCCCCCGGCACGAUGGGGACGAGCAGGCUGCGGAGCCUGGCAGCGGCAGAGCCAGCCCCCGGCACGAUGCUCAGCCCUCCCGGCCGCAGGGGGAGCGCGGGGAGCGGCGCGACCAACAUCUGGCAGCGGAGACAGAGCCGGGCGGGAGGCUCGGCCAGCAGGGACAGGGGACAGGCGCUGCCGGCCAGGGCGGCCGUGCGGACGGGGCCGUGCUGGCCAACGGGGUGGGCACUGCGCUGGGCACUGCGCUGGACACUGGCUUGGACACUGAGCUGGAUACUGCGCCGAACACUGCGCUAGGCACUGCGCCGGACACUGCCUUGGAUACUGCGCUGGGCGCUGUGCUGGGCACUCCGCUGGACACUGCGCUAAACACUGAGCUGGACACCGCCGGCCCCAGCAGCCCCGAUCUGGGGGACAGGGGCUCCCCCCGGCUGGAGGCAGCGAGCGGGGCGCUCAGCAGGCAGCGGUGGCACAGCGUGCUGGGCUCCUCGGAAGCUCUGAGCGCCGACGAGUCAGAGGAGCAGUUCGGGUUUGCUUCUGGAGAUGCCAAGCUGAGCUGCAGUGAUGAUGACAGGGAGCAUUUCCAAUUCAAAGACAUCAGGGAUGGCUUCAGCUCGACCUUCGAGAAGAUUGUUGAGUCUGACCUUAUGAAGGGCACCUACUAUAGCAGCCUGGACUCUUUGGACGUGCUGUCCCUCACAGACGAGACAGACAGCUGUGUCAGUUUUGAGGCACCACUCACCCCACUGAUCCAGCAGAGGGCCAAGGAGAGCCCCGAGCUCCUGGAGCAGAAGCUGGCAGCCCAGCAGAGAGAAGCCCUUCACCACAUGGCUGCUGAUAAACAAGAGCUGGCAGCAGCCAAGCCUGUGGAGGGGGAUUUUGGGAGCCCUCUCAGACACUCAAUUACCAGCAGCAGGUCAGAGAAUGUGCUGAGCCGGCUGUCCUUGAAGAGUAUCCCAAAUGGGUUUCAUGUGGAAGGUUCAGAGGAAGAUGCCACCAAGAUCAUUAACUCCAUCAGCGAGGCCAGCCUGAAGGACACGCUGUCGGACUCGGACUCGGACAUGGGCAGCACGGAGCAGCUGGACCAGGGCAGCACGGACACGCUGGCCAACGGCUGCAGGGCGGACAGCGAGGCUGCCAAGAGGCUGGCCAAGCGCCUCUACAACCUCGAGGGCUUCAAGCGCUGCGACGUGGCCAGGCAGCUCGGGAAAAAUAACGAAUUUAGCAAGCUGGUAGCAGAGGAGUAUCUCAGCUUCUUUGACUUCACUGGCCUGACCCUUGACAAAGCACUCAGGACGUUCUUGAAAGCGUUCCCUCUGAUGGGAGAGACACAGGAGCGGGAGCGGGUGCUGAUCCAUUUCUCCCGGCGCUACUGCCAGUGCAACCCCGAGGAGAGCACCUCUGAAGAUGGGAUCCACACACUCACCUGUGCCCUGAUGCUGCUGAACACAGACCUCCAUGGCCAUAACAUUGGCAAAAAGAUGUCGUGCCAACAAUUCAUAGCGAACCUGGAUGGGCUGAACGAUGGGAAGGACUUUGCAAAGGAUUUGCUCAAGGCUCUGUACAACUCCAUCAAGAAUGAGAAGCUGGAGUGGGCCAUUGACGAGGAUGAGUUGAGGAAGUCACUCUCGGAGCUGGUAGAUGACAAAUUCGGAGCCAGUGCGAAGAAGGUGACAAGGAUUGUUGACAGCAGCAACCCGUUUCUGGAUAUCCCGCAGGCGCUGAACGCCGUCACCUACAAGCACGGCGUGCUCACACGGAAAACCCACGCGGACAUGGAUGGCAAGAGAACUCCCAGAGGAAGAAGAGGUUGGAAGAAAUUUUAUGCUGUGCUGAAAGGGACCGUCCUUUAUUUACAAAAGGAUGAAUAUAAACCUGACAAAGACCUCUCUGAAGUGGAUCUGAAGAACGCCAUCCGUGUGCACCACGCCUUAGCCACAAAAGCCUCUGACUACAGCAAGAAGUCCAACGUGCUCAAGCUGAAGACAGCUGACUGGAGAGUCUUCCUCUUCCAGGCCCCAAGUAAGGAAGAAAUGCUCUCCUGGAUCCUGAGAAUCAACCUUGUUGCUGCCAUUUUCUCUGCUCCAGCCUUCCCAGCUGCAAUCUGCUCCAUGAAGAAGUUCUGCCGCCCGCUCCUGCCUUCAUCCAUGACCAAGCUGUGCCAGGAGGAACAGCUGAGGUCUCAUGAAAAUAAAAUGAAGCAGAUUGCAGAGGAAUUAGCAGAGCAUAAAUUACAUCCUGUAGAGAAGAGCCUCAAGUCAAAAGAGGCUGAGGAAUACAGACUCAAAGAACAUUACCUAAUAUUUGAGAAGAGCCGCUAUGAAACAUAUAUCAACCUGCUGUGCAUGAAGAUAAAAGUAGGGACAGAUGACCUGGAGAGGAUUGAGACCAGUUUCUUCAAGGUGGAAGCCGAGGACAUUGCUCUGCGGAAGACACAUUCCAGCCCUUCCUUGAGCCAAGGGCACCUGUCCAUCAGCUGCAAGGCAGAAAAGGACAUUUUAGAGCAGAACACUUAACAAGGAACACGUGCACAGGGGGAUGAACCAGUGAUUCUCUGCGCUCCUGGACUUAGAUUGAUGAGCACAAUUUUACUUAGGAAAUUAUAUGAGCAAAAACCGUAGACAUGUAUGACAUGGGGAUUGCUCUAGUGAAAGAAAUCAAAGAAGCUUUAGUUGACACUCUCUGACAAUGCUCUGGCAUUUCAGCAUCAUCUCUUCUUCAUUCCCAACUGCACCAGUGGCUUUUCCUUCCCUCCUGCUGCAGCCUGCACAACAAAGGAAUAUGCUGGUUCUUCAAGGGCUGGGUUUCUCUUUCCUCCCCCAGCCCUGUCUCUCCUCCUUCCCUCCCUGGAGUACCCAGUGGUUCAUGGUCACAGUGCCUGACAGAGCAGGAAACUGAGCUGAGACCACGUCUGUGGCACCAGCAGCGCUCCCAGAGAAGGGCACAGGGUGGCAGGGGCACGUUCCUGCCCCAGGAGAAGCACAGUGUGACAGGACAGGGUCGUGAGCUGGUCACCAGCUGGGCGAGAGGUGUCUUCAGCACGGUGAUGUGGGAAUGUCACCUGCCCACAGCAGGACAAGCCUGA